AGUUGCUGCUACAUAUGGGAGAAGAGUAAAAUAAAUUUGCUAUGGAUACUAAAACAGUUUUAAUGAUAGUUAUUCUUCUAUUUUUUAUUGCAGGAAAUGAUGGAUUACCAAGCGGUUGUUCUACAGCAACUUUAAUCGCUUCUAAUAAGAAAAUCGAUAUUUUUGUAUACAAGAGAAGUUUUGGCGAUUCAGCUACAAAAUGUUGGAUUGUGAAAAAAACAAAAAAAUCAUCACGAUGGACUAUUUUUUUGCAGUUGGAGAAAUUAAUCAUACUCGGCAAUAAUGACUGCAACAAAGCUUAUUUCGAAAUAAGGAGUGAAUCGUUCUCAAAACGUUGGUGUUCAUCAAUGCCAAACAAUACAGAAACUGUUACGCAGAGUAAGGAGUUGAACAUUAUUUUUCAUUCUGGAAAAGAGGAUUCAGAAUUUCGGAUUAGAUACGAAAUGAGAAAAGUCAAUUCGAAAAGAUUCGGAACUUGGGUAAAAGUUGGGUGUGCUGUUACAGGGGCUUUACUGUUAAUAAGUGCAGGCUUCCUAAUGUUCAGAUAUUGUUACUUAAAAAAGGAAGAUCCAACAGCAAUAAGACACGGUGAUACUAUUGUCUAUCAACAGGAAACUGUACCAGUAUCUUAUACAGCACCUCCAGCUGAUGUUAAGGGAUUACCGCCCUAUAGUGGUUAUGAUCCACCGCCAUCCUAUGGAAUGAUAAAUAAAUAACUAUUAAUAGAAUAGCAUAAUCAAUCUAUAAAAAAACAAAGUAAUUAUCGAUUCGUUAAAUAUAAAAAAAGGAAAACAUGUAAAAAAUGAUAUUUUUAAAUAGAAACAAAGAGAAAAGGACAUCUAACUUUUUUCUAUUAUUUAAUUACUUACUUUAUAAUAAGUUAAGCGUAAUAUUUAUGUUCUUUUGCGCUGUAAAAAAACUUGUAGUAAAAGAGAAAGUUGAUAUUAAAGUAUUUAUAAGACAAUUUGAAAAAAUAAAAGAAAUAUCACAUUAAAAAUAUGAAUGUAAUAUUUUACCUUUCACUUGCCUGUCUAUUGACUCUAUGUACUGUUAUUAUCAUUUUUUAAUCAAUAAAGAUUAAAUUUUUCUCAUUUAAUAUAGGUAAUAAUUCAAUACUUAUACAGUAUUUAUAAUGAUAUAUUGUUUCGUUUAGGGAUUAAAGAAAAAUCACGUACUUCUGUAGUUUAGUCGACUGUCAUUAGUUUAUACUUCACAGACAAAACCUUAGACAAAAUACCAAGAGUGGUAGAUAGAAGAAGAGAUAAUAAGAAAGAGAUUUUC
Molecule: messenger RNA, 1281 nt
Organism: Dimorphilus gyrociliatus
Lineage: Eukaryota; Metazoa; Annelida; Polychaeta; Dinophilidae
Source: the annotation of a GenBank genome assembly